AUGUCAUCAAAUGGGACAAUUCGAACAUUCUUCGAUUUAGCUGCUAAUGGAACAGCAAUUGGAAGACUUAUUUUUCAGUUGAGAGAUGAUAUCUGUCCGAAAACAUGUGAAAAUUUUCGAGCACUUUGUACAGGUGAAAAAGGAUUUGGCUACAAAGGUUGCAUUUUCUAUCGUGUUAUUCCAGGAUUUUGUGCAUGCAGCGGUGAUUUUGAAACAAACAAUGCUGAUCGAAGUGGUGGACGUUCAAUUUUUGAUGAAAAAUAUUUUGAAGAUGAAAAUUUCAUCCUAAAACAUGACAGUCGUGGAAUUCUAUCCAUGGAUAAUUAUGGAUGGCCAAAUACUGUUAGUUCACGAUUCUUCAUUACUUUCGAUGAAACUCCAUGGUUAGAUGAUUAUCAUGUGGCAUUUGGUAAAUUGAUAGAUGGAUUCGAUACUUUUGAUUGCUUAGAAUCGUACGGUAUUUUGGAAGGAUACGGUGCACAGAAAGGACGUACCACUGCGACAAUUACCAUCGAGAAUUGUGGACAAAUUUCGUGA
Messenger RNA from Brugia malayi, 537 nucleotides. RefSeq lists its product as uncharacterized. Lineage: Eukaryota; Metazoa; Nematoda; Chromadorea; Rhabditida; Onchocercidae. Gene Ontology annotation, biological process: protein peptidyl-prolyl isomerization. The record is from RefSeq and is a predicted model, not a curated record. Gene Ontology annotation, molecular function: peptidyl-prolyl cis-trans isomerase activity. The transcript has 4 exons. The coding region runs from base 1 to 537 and encodes 178 amino acids.